GCGUGUAUGCUGGUUGGGGGCGACAAUGGGUGAUGGGUCGGGGAUCGUCCGAUACGCGUGAACACGCAAUACUCGCGUAAUCCGUCGUGUUGAGUCGCGAGGUGACGUGCGACGGCUGGGCGACGACGGUGCGGUCGGGUCGGACAUGCGGGGUUUCUGUGCGUAGUCUCCAGCGUCUGUGUGGUGCGUUGCAUUCAACGCGAACCGACGUUAAACAUCGCCUCGUAUGUACUCGUGGUACAACUUGCACAACGCCACGAUGAAUCGACAUAAUAGACGAUCGUUUUACGCGUGGUACGAGUAAGGGAAAAGAGGGAAAAGAGAUUCUUGUGUAAAAACCAGGAUCUAUCGCUCGAUAUCUCACGCUCGUCGUCUCGGCUAAAUCGACAAGUCGCGCGGUUAAUCUUCGGAACGAACGUCGGAUCAAAGCGCAGUUGGAUUCCCGAAAUUCCAGAAUGUAUCGCAAGUUCGGAUUCGAGGUGGAAUACUUGACGGAGGAGCAUCUCACGGGGUUCGAGAGUUACAAGUAUAGCUCGUUGGAUACAAGUCCCCUGAGUGUGUAUGUUAUGCACCCUUUUUGGAACAAAGUGGUACAGUUUUGUCCAAAGUGGAUUGCUCCAAACGUACUAACUUUCUUGGGAUUCCUUUUUACCGUGCUAAACUUUAUGUUAUUCGCGAUUUAUGACUACUAUUUCUAUGCGUCCAGUGAUGACAAGCCAGAAUACCCUCCAAUAUCACGAUGGGUCUUUGCCAUGGCUGCUUUUAACAUUUUUAUGGCAUAUACGCUUGAUGGGAUAGAUGGAAAGCAGGCAAGACGCACGCAAACAUCUGGUCCCUUAGGAGAAUUAUUUGAUCAUGGUUUAGAUAGUUGGACUGCUAUGCUGAUCACAGUGUGUAUGUAUUCAGUCUUUGGCAGAACAGAUCAUAGCGUCUCGCCACUACGAAUGUACUUUAUAUUAUGGAAUGUAUUUAUUAAUUUCUAUCUGAGCCAUUGGGAGAAGUACAACACAGGUGUGCUGUUUCUCCCCUGGGGAUAUGAUGCUUCCAUGCUAGCAACUGUCAUUGUGUUUACUCUUACCAGCAUAGGUGGACAUGAAGCCUGGAAAUUCGAAUUGCCAGGCGGCAUAUCGGCGGGAAUGAUGUUUGAAAUGUUAUUUUACGUUAGUGCGUUGGUAUCCAAUUUACCAGUUGUACUGUGGAAUAUAUAUAAAUCGUAUAGAGAUAAAACCGGUAAAAUGCGAACAUUUCCAGAGGCUAUAAGGCCCUUGGUGCCUUUAGUUUUAUUCUUUGCAAUUUCCACAAUAUGGAUAAUGCACUCUCCGAAUAAUAUUCUAGAAAAGGAUCCGAGAAUAAUAUAUUUUGCCAUUGGCACUAUUUUUUCCAAUAUAUGUUGUCGAUUAAUUGUAUCCCAGAUGAGUAAUACUAGAUGCGAGGUAUUACCGUGGAUAUUAUUGCCAAUCGCAGUGGCCGCUGUUUUCUCGUUUAUCUCGCCCAGUGUGGACUUGGAAUUCAUGUAUUUAGUCUCUAUUGUAGCCUUACUGGCACAUAUCCAUUACGGGACGUGCGUGGUACGUCAAAUGUGCCGCCACUUCCGUAUUCAGACGUUCUCCAUAAAAGAUCAUUCCGAAUGACUACUUGCCGACGAUACAUGUUAAGAACGAAGAGACAAGUGUAAAAAAAAAAAGAAAGGUUGAUUAAAACCGACACGAGAAAGCAAACAGGGAGAAGAGAUCUGACACACACAUGCACGUACGAACUUUUUGUUAGAACUGAUUGAUUACGAGGAGUUAUCAUGAUAAACACUUAUUGAAAGAACAAGGAAUUCCUAGAAUCACUGAUCCUGUAUGAGAACACGCCGUUCACACGAUAUACAAUAGUCAAUGCUGCUCGCAGAGAUUUGAUAGCGCUAUUUUACUUCACAUAUCUAAAAAAAAAAUAGUGCCUGCUGAAUCGUCUACUCACUACUUUCUGUGUUAAUAACGAAAUUGUCCGAAUUCAUUUGGCUACCGUAUUGUGAUAUACUUAGUUAUAUCCGCGUCACUGCUUUAUCUCCAUGAACGGCGGUGCACAUCCAUAAAUAUUCUCUCCAUCGUGUAUCCCAUUAAGUUUAUGCAGUAAUGUGUGUACAAAUACUUUUUCUUUGAAUUGCCGAACUCGUUGAGUAGUAAGGUGCACCUCUUCGUUUUCGACAUGUAUCGUCUCUCGGACGUUAUUUAUCAAUGUAUAGUAACAUUUGUAUCUAUUUGUAUCUUUUAUGUAUCUUAUGUAUCUUUUUCUUCCGUUUCUUUUCGUGGUUUUCUUUGCUCUUGUUUUCCUUUUCUCUCUUUAUUUAUAAUGUUUGAAAAACAAUUGUAUAAAUCGUUCAAUUCAUGUGCGGGUAUUCACAUACAUAUAUAUAUUUCGAUUAUAAAGUUGUACUCUAAAUUGCAUUUAGUAUAAGAUAAUGUGUACGUUAAGUAAGAAAGGAACGAGUGCUUUAUUGUUUAUAUAUCGAGUGUAUAUUUAUGUUAAGAUAUGUGUAUAGAAUGAUUAUGUCGUGUAUAAUUUCCGUGAACUGCGAUGUAAAAUUCUGCUACAAUGGAAUGUAAUGUUGUGGCAACAAGUUAGUUUUUUUUUUCAUUUUUACUCACUCUUUCAUUGCUGCAUAUGUCAAACUAAUAUGUUUUCCAAAUAUGUAUGAAAUAAAAUAUGUUAAGAUUGUAGCUCUGAGAAGUUUAGAUAGCGAAACUGAAGUAUAUCAAUUUUUUUUUCCGAUGUGAGUUUAAUAUGUUUCAAUAGCUUACAUAUAUAAAUUUUUCUGAACUAUAUACAUAUAGAUAACAUUACAAUGUAAUAAUUGCGAGACAUUGAAAGAUAUCAUGGAAUAAAAAAUAUUUUU
Molecule: messenger RNA, 2878 nt
Organism: Pogonomyrmex barbatus (red harvester ant)
Lineage: Eukaryota; Metazoa; Arthropoda; Insecta; Hymenoptera; Formicidae
Product: ethanolaminephosphotransferase 1
Biological process (GO): phosphatidylethanolamine biosynthetic process
Cellular component (GO): endoplasmic reticulum membrane; Golgi apparatus
Molecular function (GO): ethanolaminephosphotransferase activity
Source: RefSeq, a predicted model, not a curated record